CAAAUAAAGAAACUGUCUUUUUAUUCUCAUCUCUUUCACAAACUCCCCAAUCUCCAACAACAACAAGACCUCUCUCUCUCUCUCUCUCUCUCUUUCUUUGUCUCACGUGAGCUCUUCAUCACCACCACCAUGAGCUCUUCUCCGGUCGUGAAAGGCCUAACCGACGAUGAGAACAAAACCCUCGAACCGGUUAUCAAAACAUACCACCAGUUCGAACCAAACCCAACCACUUGCACUUCUCUCAUAACCCAACGCAUCGACGCUCCUGCCUCGGUGGUUUGGCCUCUCAUCCGCAGUUUCGACAACCCUGAACGUUACAAACACUUUGUCAAAAGCUGCCGUCUCAUCUCCGGCGAUGGAAACAUAGGAAGCGUCAGAGAAGUGACGGUAAUCUCCGGCCUACCAGCUUCAACCAGCACCGAGAGGCUCGAGUUCGUCGACGAAGACCACCGUGUUCUUAGCUUUAAGGUCUUAGGUGGUGAACACAGGCUCAAGAACUACAAGUCAGUGACGUCGGUGAACGAGUUCUUGAAUCAAGAUUCCGGCAAGGUUUACACGGUGGUUCUUGAAUCUUACACCGUUGAUAUUCCCGAGGGGAACACAGAGGAAGACACGAAAAUGUUUGUGGACACUGUCGUCAAACUCAAUCUUCAGAAACUCGCAGUUGUCGCCACAGCUCCACCUAUGCAUGAUGAAUGAUUUCAAGAUUCUUUUCUCAAUCUUCUCUUAAGUCAUAUCUUAAUAAUAAUUAUUCUUAUAUUUUUCCCUUUGGUGAUUAUUUUUUUACUUUAUUUUUGAGAUUUUUUUCCAUAUGACUAUUGUGGAAGCUAGCAAAUGUUUAUUUCGAUUCCAUGAAAGAAACUGUUGUUGCAUAACGCAUAUUAGUUCUCUGUUUGUUUUUAUUCAAUAAAUGGCAAAUCAAGAAUUCUGACAUUUUGA
This is a messenger RNA of Capsella rubella, 939 nucleotides long. RefSeq names its product abscisic acid receptor PYL2. Gene Ontology annotation, molecular function: signaling receptor activity; protein phosphatase inhibitor activity; abscisic acid binding. Lineage: Eukaryota; Viridiplantae; Streptophyta; Magnoliopsida; Brassicales; Brassicaceae. The transcript has a single exon. The coding region runs from base 130 to 699 and encodes 189 amino acids. The record is from RefSeq and is a predicted model, not a curated record. Gene Ontology annotation, biological process: abscisic acid-activated signaling pathway. Gene Ontology annotation, cellular component: nucleus; cytoplasm.